GAAUUUACUUCUGGCAACACUUAGUCAUUUUUCGCUUGUGGGGCAGAAUAAAAGAAAUAAUUGUAAUUUAAAAGGCCGAACGCAACACGAAUCUUUGCGAAGAUGACCGAUUCCAAAUAUUUCACCACCACCAAGAAGGGUGAAAUCUUCGAGCUUAAGUCGGAGCUAAACAAUGAUAAGAAGGAGAAGAAGAAGGAGGCGGUAAAGAAGGUGAUUGCCAGCAUGACUGUGGGCAAGGAUGUAUCGGCUCUGUUUCCUGAUGUGGUCAACUGCAUGCAGACUGAUAAUUUGGAACUUAAGAAGCUGGUUUACUUAUACCUGAUGAACUAUGCCAAGUCGCAGCCGGAUAUGGCCAUUAUGGCGGUGAAUACAUUCGUUAAGGAUUGCGAGGACUCGAAUCCCCUUAUUCGUGCCCUGGCUGUACGUACCAUGGGCUGUAUUCGGGUCGACAAGAUCACCGAAUAUCUGUGCGAGCCGUUGCGCAAGUGUCUCAAGGAUGAGGAUCCUUAUGUACGCAAGACGGCAGCUGUUUGUGUGGCCAAAUUGUACGAUAUCUCUGCCACCAUGGUGGAGGACCAGGGUUUUCUCGAUCAGUUGAAGGAUCUUCUUUCCGACUCGAAUCCCAUGGUGGUGGCCAAUGCAGUGGCCGCUCUCAGUGAAAUCAAUGAGGCCAGCCAAUCGGGUCAGCCGUUGGUUGAGAUGAAUUCGGUAACAAUUAACAAGCUGCUUACGGCUCUCAACGAAUGCACCGAAUGGGGUCAGGUAUUCAUUUUGGACUCACUGGCCAAUUACAGUCCCAAGGAUGAGCGCGAAGCACAAUCCAUUUGCGAGCGUAUCACCCCAAGACUUGCUCAUGCCAAUGCCGCAGUCGUCCUUAGUGCUGUCAAGGUAUUAAUGAAGCUGCUGGAGAUGUUAUCCAGUGACAGUGACUUCUGUGCCACGCUUACCAAGAAGCUUGCUCCUCCAUUGGUCACACUAUUAUCAUCGGAGCCGGAGGUUCAAUAUGUGGCUCUGCGUAACAUCAAUCUAAUAGUGCAAAAGCGACCGGACAUCUUAAAGCAUGAGAUGAAAGUCUUUUUCGUCAAAUACAAUGAUCCAAUUUAUGUCAAACUCGAAAAGCUUGACAUAAUGAUUCGUCUGGCCAACCAGAGCAACAUCGCCCAGGUGCUCAGCGAGCUAAAGGAAUAUGCCACCGAGGUCGAUGUGGACUUUGUGCGUAAGGCCGUUCGUGCCAUUGGGCGCUGUGCCAUCAAGGUGGAGCCUUCGGCGGAGCGUUGUGUAUCCACACUGCUUGAUCUUAUCCAGACCAAGGUCAACUAUGUCGUGCAGGAGGCCAUUGUGGUCAUUAAAGAUAUCUUCCGCAAGUAUCCCAACAAGUACGAGAGCAUCAUCAGUACUCUGUGCGAGAAUUUGGAUACAUUGGACGAACCGGAGGCAAGGGCUUCAAUGGUUUGGAUCAUUGGCGAGUAUGCAGAGCGUAUUGAUAAUGCCGAUGAGCUGCUCGACAGUUUCCUCGAAGGAUUCCAGGAUGAGAAUGCCCAAGUACAGUUGCAGUUGCUGACAGCUGUGGUGAAGCUGUUUCUUAAGCGCCCAUCGGAUACGCAGGAGCUGGUCCAGCAUGUGUUGUCCCUGGCCACUCAAGAUUCGGAUAAUCCUGAUUUGCGUGAUCGUGGUUUCAUCUACUGGCGACUCUUGUCUACAGAUCCAGCCGCUGCCAAAGAGGUUGUGUUGGCCGAUAAGCCACUCAUCUCCGAGGAGACCGAUUUGUUGGAGCCCACGCUGCUGGAUGAACUCAUUUGUCAUAUUAGUUCACUGGCCAGUGUCUAUCACAAGCCACCCACUGCCUUUGUGGAGGGCCGUGGCGCUGGAGUACGCAAGUCGCUGCCUAAUCGCUCUGCUGGCAGUGGUGCUGGCAGCAACAGCGACCAACCUGAGCCAGGCGCAGGUUCCGAGGCCAUGGUCAUACCCAAUCAGGAGUCGCUCAUAGGUGAUCUGCUGUCCAUGGACAUUAAUACUCCUGCCAUGCCUGCUGCUCCUACAACCACAAGCAAUGUGGAUUUGCUGGGUGGUGGCUUGGACAUACUUCUGGGUGGACCCGCCAAUGAUGCGGCAGCUCCUGCCGCCGGCGGUGGUGCCAGCAGCCUCUUGGGUGACAUUUUUGGUCUAGCUGGCAACUCGCUGUCGGUGGGCGUACAGAUCCCCAAGGUCACUUGGCUCCCAGCUGAAAAGGGCAAAGGUCUUGAGAUUCAGGGUACAUUCUCUCGUCGCAAUGGCGAAAUUUUCAUGGACAUGACUCUAACCAACAAAGCCAUGCAACCCAUGACCAACUUUGCCAUUCAACUCAACAAGAACAGUUUCGGCUUAUCGCCAUCGGCGCCAUUGCAGGCUACUCCUCUGCCACCCAACCAGAGCACCGAGGUCAGUCUAGCACUGGGCACCACUGGACCCAUUCAGCGCAUGGAACCGCUUAAUAAUCUCCAGGUGGCAGUGAAGAACAACAUCGACAUCUUCUACUUCGCCUGUCUAGUUCAUGGCAAUGUUCUGUUUGCCGAAGAUGGGCAGCUCGAUAAGCGCGUCUUCCUCAAUACUUGGAAGGAGAUUCCCGCGGCCAAUGAGUUGCAGUACAGCCUAAGUGGCGUCAUUGGAACCACCGAUGGCAUCGCCUCCAAAAUGACUACCAACAAUAUUUUCACCAUUGCCAAGCGGAAUGUGGAGGGUCAGGAUAUGCUCUAUCAAUCGCUUAAGCUUACAAAUAACAUUUGGGUCCUAUUGGAGCUUAAAUUGCAGCCGGGAAAUCCGGAUGCCACCCUCAGCCUCAAAUCCCGAUCAGUGGAGGUGGCCAAUAUCAUAUUUGCCGCCUACGAGGCCAUCAUACGUUCGCCUUAAGCGCCCAAAAUAGAAAUUUACUGAACAAAGAUUGGCAAUGGAAACGGAAACGAGGGUUCAAUCUACCUUCAUUCAUAUAUAUACAUAUAGUGUUUCAAAUCUCAAAAUAGUAGACAAAUUCCACUCCAUAAAACCCAAAAGUUUAUUUUCAGUUUUAAAUUCAAUUAGAUUCUCAUUAAACUGUAAAACGUUAUCCUAUUAUUCAGAUUUGUCAAUCAAUUGUUAUGCAAAUGUUUUCUCGUUCCGGACCCUUUAAUGUCGUCGUUGUAACAAAUUAUUAUUAUUACAUUAAUUAUUAUCGAUUAUUAUUAUAAAUAGCAUCAUGUAUUUGCAGAGAAAUUGCGUAUUUAUGCACUUAACACUAUAAUUCAUAUAUAUACACAUAUAUAUAUAUAUAUAUAUAUAUAUCUACUAUAUAUACAGAGAUAUACAAAAAUUAAAAAAAUUAUUUUAAUGGAAUGCAAAACCCAAAUAAUGAAAAUGAAAAUAAUAAAGAAUUUGCAUUCAAGUGCAA
Molecule: messenger RNA, 3400 nt
Organism: Drosophila willistoni
Lineage: Eukaryota; Metazoa; Arthropoda; Insecta; Diptera; Drosophilidae
Gene: AP-1-2beta
Product: AP-1 complex subunit beta-1
Exons: 3
Coding region: 103-2886 (927 amino acids)
Biological process (GO): intracellular protein transport; vesicle-mediated transport
Cellular component (GO): clathrin adaptor complex; membrane coat
Molecular function (GO): clathrin binding
Source: RefSeq, a predicted model, not a curated record